Stylophora pistillata is the source of this 1962-nucleotide messenger RNA. Its product is annotated as BTB/POZ domain-containing protein 6-like. Gene Ontology annotation, molecular function: protein binding. Lineage: Eukaryota; Metazoa; Cnidaria; Anthozoa; Scleractinia; Pocilloporidae. Gene Ontology annotation, biological process: neurogenesis. The record is from RefSeq and is a predicted model, not a curated record. Gene Ontology annotation, cellular component: cytosol.
GAAUCGUACUUCCGAUUGUGCGAGUAAGACCCAGAAAGAGUCAGUCUGAGAGAAGACAACUGCGAUGUUUGUUAAAGAAAGCUGGCAAAGGAAACUUCCAACUCUCGUUGCUAGAACCACUUCUAUUUUUAACGAUGAGUUACUGAGUGAUGUGAAAUUUGUCGUUCCAGAAUCGCUUGGUGAAAGCAAAAGUAAAAAGGUGAUCCCAGCUCACAAGUUUGUUCUUGCCAUCAGUAGUCCUGUGUUCUUUGCCAUGUUGCAUGGUCAAAUGGCGCGGGAGACUAAAGACUCUAUUGAACUGCCCGACUGUGAGUACGAGAGUCUGUUGGAGCUGUUCCGUUUCUUGUACAGCGACAAAGUCAAUUUAAGCGGGAAUAAUGUGAUGCAAGUGUUGUACUUGGCGAAUAAAUACAUGGUGCCUUCACUCGCUGAGAAAUGUUCAGAAUAUCUUUGCGACAACUUGACGGCAUGCAACGUGUUUUGUAUCCUAACGCAUGCUCAGAAAUUUUGCAAUCAAUCUUUAGAAGAUCGAUGCUGGGAAGUAAUUGAGCGGCAUACAAACGAAGCUCUUACGUCAGACGAAUUUGUUACAGUUGAGCGAUCUGUAGUUGAAUCUGUUGUGAAGAAGGAAGUGUUAAAUGUGAAGGAGGUGGAACUGUUCAAGGCUGUUGAUCGCUGGGCUACAAAAGAGUGUGAAAAGAAAAGUCCGAUGGCCCUCUCUAAUGGAGAACAAAAGAGACAAAUUCUUGGAGAUGAGAUCGUUAAAGCAAUACGGUUUCCACUGAUGUCAGAGAAGAUAUUUAUGUCUGUUGUGCUUGAUUCUCAAAUCCUUACUCUUUCUGAGGUUGAACACAUGAUCAAACAUUACAGCGGGGAUCUUCAGUUACCUUUGCCCUUUAUGGAAAGCGCGAGGGGUAAAACUGAUCAUUUCCGAUGUAACCGAUUUCAAAAGUUCAAUGCUCCGUGCACUGGAGGCGGUGGUGGGUAUUACAGUGUUACAGCCACAACCGCCGGUGGUUCUUGGUCUUACAAUGGUGCGACGGCUGACAGCAUCAAUUUUACGGUCAACAAGCCAAUCACCUUACACGGAAUUCAGCACUUUGGUUCUAAAGGUGGUGAUUACAUUGUUUCCACUAAUAUUAAAGAUACCACCCGCGACUCUUGUCUUGGAAAAGAAUCAGGAACUUACACCGCAGAAAAGGAAGUUAAAAACAAUUAUUAUGGCUUUGAUGUAUUGUUUGACCGUCCAAUUUCGUUGGAAGCAAACAAACAAUACACUUUAGUAUCUGCUAUCGAGGGUCCUUUGUCAUGGUAUGGAGCGGAAGGACAAAUGUCCGCUGAAUCAGGAGGGGUACAAUUCAGUUUCAGUGACUCAGACGAUGAUUCUAAUGGCACCUUAGUAACAAUCGGCCAGUUUCCAGUCUUCAUCUUCAGCUAAUUUCUGAGCACACUACUAAGUAGUUUCUCUUUUUAUUUUUUUAGUUUCAAUGAGUUCUUUCAUGUCAAAAGGGUUUGAAGACACGUUUUUUACGGUUAAAAGUAGUCGAAAGAAAGUCAUAGGCAAUCACCACCUUGAAAUUAAAAACUAAAUGCAUUUCAAACUUAUCAUGACCGGUCAUUUUUCUUAGUUUUAGAUUAAUGUAACUUUUUUUGCUUUAAAACGCACCAAAUGGUCGUUUGAUUCUGGUCCGUUUGAUUAACGUCAUCAGAAAACUAUUAAUAAAGUUGAUUGUAAGCCAUGUGAAGUGAGCGAUGUCUUGUUGAUCGUUCAAAUUCGAGUUAGUUCAGUACGCAAGUCGGCGCUUGAUGACCACGAGCACUGACUUUCAAGACUAGAUAAAGCAUUUAUUCAAGUUGUUAACGCAGGCAGGCAACCUUCCAGGUUUUUCUCAGGCCUCGUGAAGUUACUCAUUAGAUAUCAGCGGUAAUUGUUGUAAUUUGCAAUGGUCGAUCUGAACUUGA